GUGUGGAUAGGCAGUUAAUUUCACAGAGAGUAGGAGGUGUGGGACAUCUUUUUUUUUUUUACAGUGGCACAUUAUCUGAAUGAUACUCAUUCUCCUUGACUCUGGACUUCAUGCAACAAGCAGAUGUUAUUUUAAAAUAAGCACAAGCCACCAGAAGAGGCUGAUCUGGGUCCUCUCUUUGGAGGAAAAGUUGGUUGAGAAGCGCUUGUUGGACAAGGAUUAGCUGGAAAGAAAGAUCCAGUAGGAAGAGAAGAGCUGUGGGUUUCUUGGCCUGGCCUCAAAGAAAGCUAUGCCAUGAAAAGGCUCCCGGCCCACUGACACACGGCAAGUUACACAGGGCACCGAUUCUUCUUUGGAGGAGUGGAGGAGAAAAGAGGAAUUCUCUCAUUGUGGGCGUUUGAAGGAUGGCUUCCCAGCUUCAUCAGCUCCGGGUCCUGGUGUGGAAAAACUGGCUAGGUGUCAAAAGGCAGCCGUUUUGGACACUUGUCUUGAUCUUAUGGCCAGUCAUUAUUUUCAUCAUUUUGGCUAUUACUCGGACGAAAUUUCCUCCAACAGCAAAACCAACUUGUUACCUCGCACCUCGAAACCUUCCUAGUACUGGAUUCUUUCCAUUUCUACAAACUCUACUCUGCGACACAGACUCUAAGUGCAAAGAUACCCCCUACGGGCCACAAGAUCUGCUUCGCAGAAAAGGGAUCAAUGAUGGACUGUUUAAAGACAGUGAACUUAUGAAAAAAUCAUCCAACCCAAAGAAGAACAGCAAUUUACCACUGCAGAGCACCCAAGUUCCCGACAGAAGUCAUCCAUCGCUGGCCACAGUAUUUCCCAGUCCAAGUUCUGAUUUGGAAACUACUGGAACAAUAACUUUCAAUGGUAGUCAAGUGCUUGAAUGGAUCCUUGGUUUGGAAAAGCUGAUAAACAAAAAUUCAACCUCAGAAGAUGUACGAAAAGAACUGUGUGAGAGCUAUCCAGGACACAGGGCAGAUUAUACCUUCUCUUGGACCGCUCUAGGAAAAAAUAUUUUAAAUAAAUUUUGCCUUUCCAACAUGACACUUUUAGAGUCUUCUUUCCAGGAAAUAAAAGAACAGUUUUCUCAGGUAUCAGGUGAUCCCACUAACCAGAAGCUGGUGUUUCAGGAUAUGGUCAAAGUGCUGUCCUUCUUUUCAAAAGUGCAGGAGCAGACAGCCCUGUGGCAGCUACUCUCUAGUUUCCCAGAUGUGUUUCAGAAUGACACAUCACCAGGCAAUCUAUUUGAUGUUCUUCGAAAGGCAAAUGGGGUGCUGCUGGCCCUGCAGAAGUUUUAUCCCCGAGUUGAAACUAACGAAGGUUUCAGAACCCUUCAGAAGUCUGUUAAACAUCUGCUCUACACCCUAGACUUCCCUACUCAAGAGUCAUCUGAGAACACAUCCUACGUGUGGGGCGAAGAUGAUGGAUGGACACUGUCCCCAAGUAGUCUGGCUGCACAGCUCCUAAUCCUGGAAAACUUUGAAGAUGCUAUCUUAAAUAUCUCAUCCAAUAGUCCUUACUUUCCUUACUUGGCGUGUGUGAGAAAUGUGACUAACAAUUUGGCCAGGGGAUCACCAGAAAAUCUAAGACUUCUGCAGUCCACAAUUCGAUUUAAAAAAUCUUUUCUUCGAAAUGGUUCCUAUGAGGAUUACUUCCCCUCAGUUCCUGAAGUCCUAAAAUCAAAACUGUCUCAACUUCGAAACUUGACUGAGCUCCUUUGUGAAUCAGAAACUUUCAACUCAAUAGAGAAAGCCUGCUGGCUCUCUAAUACGAGCUUUGGGAAUCUGUGUGAAGACAGUGUGUUUCAUCUGCAACUUCUUGAAGCAGCAGAGCUGGGCACUGACAUCGCAACCAGCUUCCUGUACCAUGACAAUAUUAUAUCUGAAAAACUGAGAAAUUUGCUGACUGGAGACAUAAACAAAAUUAAUUUGAAUAUGGAUCGGUUCCUGGAACAGGCAUUGCAAAUGAAUUACUUGGAAAAUAUCACACAGUUAAUACCAGCCAUUGAGGCCUUGCUGCAUGUCAAUAACAGCGCAGACACUUCCGAGCAGCCAGAUCAGUUAAUAGAAAUGUUUAAAAAUGUUGAUGAACUGAAAGAAGAACUGAAGAGAGCAACAGGGAUGUCCAACACAAGUAUCGACAAGUUGCUAGCUAUCCCUAUCCCAGAUAACAGAGUGGAGAUUAUUUCUCGAGUGUUCUGGUUGUAUUCUUGUGAUGCUAACAGCACCAACCCCAAACUGGAGGAUGCGAUGAUGGAAUUCUGCCGCCUGCCUCUCACAGAGAGGUCCCAUCAGUCUUACCUCAUUGGACUCACUCUUCUGCACUACUUGGACAUUUACAGCUUCACGUACAAGGUGUUUUUCCCUAGGAAAGAUCAAAAGCCAGUAGAAAAGAUGUUUGAACUCUUCAGAAGGCUGAAAGAGAUUCUCAAUCAGAUGGCUUCGGGAACACAUCCGUUGCUAGACAAAAUGAGAUCCCUGAAACAAAUGCACCUCUCCAGAAGUGCUCCAUUAACACAGGAAAUGUACAGAAGCAACAGAAUGAAUACACCCCAAGGAUCAUUUAGUACCAUCUCUCAAGCACUAUGUUCACAAGGAAUUACCACUGAAUAUUUAACUGCUAUGCUGCCCUCUUCCCAGAAGCCAAAAGGCAACCACACCAAGGAUUUCUUGACAUAUAAAUUAAGUAAAAAGCAAGUUGCUGCAAAAUAUGGAAUUCCCUUACAUACUACACCAUUUUGCUUCUCCCUUUAUAAAGACAUCAUUAACAUGCCCGCUGGACCUGUGAUUUGGGCUUUCUUGAAACCAAUGUUGUUGGGAAAGAUUUUAUAUGCACCAUACAACCCAGUCACAAAGGCCAUCAUGGAAAAGUCUAAUGCGACUCUGAGACAGCUGGCAGAAUUAAGAGAAAAAUCUCAAGAGUGGGUGGAUAAGUCACCAAUUGUCAUGAAUUCCUUCUAUCUGAUGAACCAAGCAAUUCCAAUGCUUCAGAAUACUCUAAAAAAUCCCUUUGUGCAAGUGUUUGUAAAGUUCUCCGUGGGACUUGACGCUGUUGAACUACUGAAACAGAUAGAAGAACUUGACACUCUCAGGAUGACAUUAAAAAACAACAUUGACGUCAUUGAUCAGCUUAACACACUGUCUUCUCUGACAGUAAAUAUUUCCUCUUGUGUAUUGUAUGACCGUAUUCAGCCAGCAGAAACCAUAGAUGAAAUGGAGAGAGAAGCUAAAAGGCUCUACAAAAGCAAUGAGCUCUUUGGAAGUGUUAUUUUUAAGCUCCCUUCUAAUAGAAGCUGGCACAGAGGCUAUGACUCUGACAAUGUCUCUCUUCCUCCUGUUGUGAAAUAUACCAUCCGCAUGAGUCUGAAGACUGCCCAGACAACAAGAAGCAUAAGAACCAAGAUUUGGGCUCCGGGUCCCCACAACUCUCCAUCACACAACCAGAUCUAUGGCAGGGCUUUUGUUUAUUUACAGGACAGUAUUGAAAGAGCAAUCAUUGAAUUGCAAACAGGAAGAAAUUCACAGGAAAUAGCUGUCCAGGUUCAAGCAGUUCCUUAUCCCUGCUAUAUGAAAGACAACUUCUUAACCAGUGUCUCUUAUUCUCUUCCAAUUGUACUCAUGGUUGCCUGGGUUGUAUUUAUAGCUGUUUUUGUAAAAAAGCUUGUUUAUGAGAAAGACCUCCGGCUUCAUGAGAGCCUGCUGUCCCCAACAGCAUUCAGCUAUGCGAGCCAAUAUAUUGCACGAUAUGAGGAACAAGGCAUUGGUCUUCAUUGGGAAAAUAUGUACAGCUCCCCAGUCCAGGAUGACACCACAUCAUUUGGCUGGCUAUGCUGUCUGAUCCUAGCUGACUCUUUCAUCUACUUCUUUAUUGCUUGGUACAUCAGGAACGUUUUCCCAGGAACAUAUGGUAUGGCUGCUCCCUGGUAUUUUCCAGUUCUUCCUUCCUAUUGGAAGGAGCGGUUCGGAUGUGCAGAGGUGAAGCGUGAGAAAAGCAACGGCCUUAUGUUUACCAAUAUCAUGAUGCAGAACACCAGCCUAUCUGGCAGUAAGACAAGCCCUGAACACAUGUUUCCCUCCAACAUUGAGCCAGAACCCAAAGAUCUCCCAGCUGGUGUUGCCCUGCAUGGAGUAACAAAGAUCUAUGGUACAAAAGUUGCUGUUGAUAACCUCAAUCUGAACUUUUAUGAAGGCCAUAUUACUUCAUUGCUGGGACCAAAUGGAGCUGGAAAAACUACUACCAUCUCUAUGUUAACUGGGCUGUUUGGUGCCUCAGCUGGUACCAUCUUUGUGUAUGGGAAAGAUAUUAAAACAGACCUCAACACUGUUCGGAAGAACAUGGGAGUGUGCAUGCAGCACGAUGUCUUGUUCAGUUAUCUUACUACUAAGGAACAUCUUCUUCUAUAUGGCUCCAUCAAAGUUCCUCAUUGGACUAAGAAACAGCUCCAUGAAGAAGUAAAAAAGACUUUAAAAGAAACUGGACUGUAUACCCAUCGGCAUAAGAGAGUUGGAACACUGUCAGGAGGAAUGAAGAGGAAAUUAUCUAUCUCCAUUGCUCUUAUUGGUGGAUCAAGGGUUGUGAUUUUGGAUGAACCAUCCACUGGAGUUGACCCAUGUUCACGCCGAAGUAUAUGGGAUGUAAUAUCCAAGAACAAAACUGCCAGAACAAUCAUUCUGUCCACUCACCACUUGGACGAGGCUGAAGUGCUGAGUGACCGUAUUGCCUUCCUGGAGCAGGGUGGGCUCCGAUGCUGUGGGUCGCCAUUUUACCUCAAGGAAGCAUUUGGAGAUGGGUAUCACCUCACACUCACUAAGAAGAAGACUCCAAGUCUAGAUACAAGUACAACAUGUGACACAGUGGCCGUGACAGCAAUGAUCAGAUCCCACCUUCCUGAAGCCUACCUCAAGGAGGACAUUGGAGGAGAGCUUGUUUAUGUGCUUCCUCCAUUUAGUACCAAAGUUUCGGGAGCCUAUCUGUCACUUCUAAGAGCACUGGACCAGGGCAUGGGUGACCUCAACAUAGGGUGCUAUGGCAUUUCAGACACCACUGUCGAAGAGGUCUUUCUGAACUUAACCAAAGAGUCGCAAAAAAAUGGUGGUAUGAGUCUUGAGCACUUAACACAACGGAAAAUUGGGAAUUCCAAUACCAAGGGCAUCUCAACUCCUGAUGACUUAUCCGUGAGCAGUAGCAACUUCACAGACAGAGAUGACAAAGUCCUGACCAGUGGAGAGCGGCUGGAUGGUUUUGGACUGUUGCUGAAGAAGAUAGUGGCCAUUCUUAUCAAGCGGUUCCACCACACCCGCAGGAACUGGAAAGGACUCAUUGCACAGGUGGUCCUUCCCAUUGUCUUUGUGAUCACUGCCAUGGGCCUUGGCACACUGCGUGCUUCCAACAACAGUUACCCAGAGAUCGAGAUCUCCCCCUCUCUUUAUGGUGCCUCUGAACAGACAGCCUUCUAUGCGAAUUAUGACCCAAGUACAAAACCUCUGGUCUCAGCAAUGUGGGACUUCCCUGGCAUUGACAACAUUUGUCUGAACAGCAGUGAUUCACGGUGUUUAAAGGAAAAUAGUCUGAACAGCUGGAACACCAGUGGAGAGCCUAUCACUAAUUUUGGUGUUUGCUCCUGCUCAGAAAAUGUCCAGGAAUGUCCUAAGUUUAAUUAUUCACCACCUCAUAGAAGAACCUAUUCUUCCCAAGUGAUUUAUAAUCUUACUGUUACUGGGCGCCACAUGGAAAAUUAUCUGAUAUCAACUGCCAAUAAAUUUUCCCAAAAAAGAUAUGGAGGUUGGAGUUUUGGUCUGCCUCUGACUAACGACCUUCGUUUUGAUGUGACAGCAGUUCCUGCCAAUAGAACACUUGCCAAGGUGUGGUAUGACCCUGAAGGCUAUCACUCUCUUCCAGCUUACCUCAACAGCCUGAAUAAUUUCCUCCUGCGAGUUAACAUGUCAAAGGUUGAUGCCGCCAAGCAUGGGAUCAUCAUGUAUAGCCAGCCUUAUCCAGGCGUGCAAGACCAGGAGCAAGCCACAAUCAGCAGUUUAAUCGAUAUUUUAGUGGCACUGUCCAUCCUGAUGGGCUAUUCUGUCACCACCGCCAGCUUUGUCACCUAUGUUGUAAGGGAACAUCAGACCAAAGCCAAGCAGUUGCAACACAUUUCAGGCAUUGGUGUGACAUGCUAUUGGGUAACAAACUUCAUUUAUGACAUGGUCUUCUACUUAGUCCCUGUAGCAUUUUCAAUUGGUGUCAUUGCAAUAUUCAAGUUACCUGCCUUCUACAGUGAAAGCAACCUGGGUGCUGUAUCUCUCCUUCUUCUGCUGUUUGGAUAUGCAACAUUUUCUUGGAUGUACUUGCUGGCUGGUUUCUUCCAUGAAACAGGGAUGGCCUUCAUCACUUAUGUCUGUGUCAACCUGUUUUUUGGCAUCAAUUCUAUUGUUUCCCUGUCCGUGGUUUACUUUCUUUCCAAGGAAAAGCCUAAUGAUCCGACUUUGGAACUUAUUUCUGAGACCCUCAAGCAAAUUUUCCUGAUUUUCCCACAAUUCUGUUUCGGCUAUGGUUUGAUUGAACUUUCUCAACAACAAUCAGUUCUGGACUUCUUAAAAGCAUAUGGAGUGGAAUACCCACAUGAAACCUUUGAAAUGGAUAAACUAGGGGCAAUGUUUGUGGCUUUGGUUUCUCAGGGAACCAUGUUUUUUUUGUUGCGACUCUUAAUCAAUGAGUGGCUAAUAAAAAAACUCAGGCUCUUCAUCAGAAAAUUUAGUUCUUCGUCUGUAAUGGAGAUAACAGAUGAGGAUGAGGAUGUGCGGGCUGAGAGACUAAGAGUCGAGAGUGGUGCAGCUGAGCUUGAUCUGGUCCAACUCCAUCGUCUCACAAAGACCUACCAACUUAUCCACAAGAAGAUUAUAGCUGUAAACAACAUCAGCAUCGGGAUACCUGCAGGAGAAUGCUUUGGCCUUCUUGGGGUGAAUGGAGCAGGCAAGACCACUAUAUUCAAGAUGCUUACUGGAGACAUUGUUCCUUCAAAUGGAAACAUUCUGAUCAGAAAUAAGACAGGAUCUCUGGGUCAUGUUGACUCUCACAGCUCAUUAGUUGGUUACUGCCCUCAGGAAGAUGCCUUAGAUGAUCUAGUAACUGUGGAAGAACAUUUGUAUUUCUACGCCAGAGUCCAUGGAAUUCCAGAAAAAGAUAUCAAAGAAACUGUUCAUAAACUCCUUAGGAGACUUCACUUGAUGCCCUACAAGGACAGAUCCACCUCUAUGUGCAGUUAUGGAACAAAAAGAAAAUUAUCCACUGCUCUGGCCUUAAUAGGGAAACCUUCCAUUCUACUACUGGAUGAGCCGAGCUCUGGGAUGGAUCCUAAGUCAAAACGGCACCUCUGGAAGAUCAUUUCAGAGGAAGUACAGAACAAGUGUUCCGUCAUCCUCACAUCUCACAGCAUGGAAGAAUGUGAAGCUCUUUGUACCAGGCUGGCCAUUAUGGUGAAUGGAAGAUUCCAGUGCAUUGGAUCUUUGCAGCACAUAAAGAGCAGGUUUGGACGUGGGUUUACUGUGAAGGUUCAUUUAAAGAAUAGCAAAGUGAGCAUGGAGACUCUCACAAGGUUCAUGCAACUGCACUUUCCAAAAACAUAUUUAAAAGAUCAACACCUUAGCAUGCUAGAGUACCAUGUACCAGUCACUGCAGGAGGAGUAGCAAACAUUUUUGAUCUACUAGAAACCAACAAGGCUGCUUUAAAUAUCACAAAUUUCCUAGUGAGUCAGACUACUCUGGAAGAGGUUUUCAUCAACUUUGCCAAAGAUCAAAAGUCCUAUGAAAAUGCUGACACAAGCAGCCAAGGUUCCACUAUAAGUGUGGACUCACAGGAUGACCAGAUGGAGUCUUAGUAGCCACUGCAAACUCGAUUUCAGCAAAUGGCCAAUGGAUGCAUUUUGAAGAAGACAUCACUUCCUCAAAAUCCCUUCAUUUUAAAGUAUCACACUGUAUGGAAAGUUACAUUUGUAUAGAACUUAAGUGUUAUUUUGAACAUAAAGUUUUCUCCCUAAGAUCAGUGAAUGCUGUCACUGCUGAAACAAAUUCCUGUAUACUCAACACUGUGAGCAUGCUAAUGUAUAUGCUGGUGAUUCUUAGGCAAAGAUGAAAAUGCCUCAUGAUGAAUGUCUUAAUUUAUUACUUUCAAUAAAAAGACAGCUUUAAAGGUA
This is a messenger RNA of Heterocephalus glaber (naked mole-rat), 8192 nucleotides long. The record is from RefSeq and is a predicted model, not a curated record. NCBI's taxonomy places the organism in Eukaryota, Metazoa, Chordata, Mammalia, Rodentia, Bathyergidae.